AUGGCAUCCAGGCGUAUUGCAAGGACAGCGAUUAAUUGGGCUGAGCUCUACCAGAACUGUCCUAAGCAUCAGCUCGAACAAUUCCGGGACCUAAAGACUAAAACCGAUGGAUUGGUUUCGAAAAUAUCAUCGCUGCCUGAAAAACUCCCGGAAGUCAACUGGGAAUACUACCGAAAGGUAGUACCGGUUCCGGGACUUGUUGACAAGUUCAAGAAGGAAUACAUGGCACUACAAGUUGUGCCACCAACCGAUUCCAAGAAUGUUGAAAAGUCGGUUGACGAACAAGCAACCAGGAUGAGUGCUCUGGUUAAGAAACAUGUCACGGCCUGUGAGAGUAUGAAAGCGGACGCUACCAGAAUGAAGGAGGCCUUGAAGAAGUUACCUCCUUUCGAUGAGAUGAUCCCGGAAAUCAUUGUUACCUACUUCCCGGAUACCAAUAUGGAUCCUUUCUACACCGGCGAGGCCCUCAAGACGGAGACCCAUACAGUGCUUCAGAACACUGCACCCAGAGUUCACUGGGACUUCAGCUGA
This is a messenger RNA of Echinococcus granulosus, 531 nucleotides long. RefSeq names its product ATP synthase subunit d. The transcript has 4 exons. Bases 1 to 531 code for a protein of 176 amino acids. Gene Ontology annotation, biological process: proton motive force-driven ATP synthesis. The record is from RefSeq and is a predicted model, not a curated record. Gene Ontology annotation, molecular function: proton transmembrane transporter activity. Lineage: Eukaryota; Metazoa; Platyhelminthes; Cestoda; Cyclophyllidea; Taeniidae.